Messenger RNA from Knipowitschia caucasica, 2475 nucleotides. The record is from the annotation of a GenBank genome assembly. Lineage: Eukaryota; Metazoa; Chordata; Actinopteri; Gobiiformes; Gobiidae.
AUGAGCACGGUGUCAGCAACCCCGCAGCAGAUGAGGGACCGGCUGCUGCAGGCCAUCGACAGUCAGAGCAAUAUAUGCAACAUGGUGGUAGUACUGGAGGUCAUAACGUGUCUGGAGAAAUAUCCCAUCACCAAAGAAGCACUUGAGGAAACUCGACUCGGCAAGCUCAUCAAUGAUGUGAGGAAGAAAACAAAGGAUGAAGACCUUGCUAAACGGGCGAAGAAACUGCUGAGGAACUGGCAGAAGCUCAUAGAACCAGGUUCAGCUGUUGCUGUCAGUGCUGCUCCUGGAUCCACCAAUGGCAGCUCCCAUCCGUGUCGGACAGAGCCUGCUCCCGUGGACGUCCCUGUGUCGGGGAAGGUCGUCCCUGAAGUUAAGCUGCGGAAUGAUGUCCACAAUACUUACUCUCCCAAAGCCGAGAAAUCGAGUCGUAAGAGACGCGCUGAGAACCGGGACAGUGGAGUGCACUUACCAGAAAAAAUCUCCAAGUUCACGUCCUACGAGAUCUCCUCGUCUCCGCUGCCCAGUAAUGGCGUCAUGGCCAGUCCAGAACGACAGGAGCAGGAGGUGGUGCCCUCGCCGGAGCGCCUGCGGCCGGAGCACCCUGACAAUGAUAAAAUUGUCAGGAUUCCCGUACAUCCUGUCAAACCUCGGCCCAGUUCUCCGGGAAUGGCCAAACUGCCGAGCACCUCAGCUUUGAUCAAAGCCGCGGUGCUACAGAAGGCGCGGCUGGACGACGGCGGUGGAGGGGGGUAUCUUCAGGCCCGCAGCCCUCGGAGCGUGAAGCAGGACGCCAAGUGCUCCGUCCCUUAUGCACUAGACUCUCCACUAUCAGUGCCCUCUCCCUCGCAGCCCCCCUUCACCGACAGACUGCCUCCUCCUCCUCAGAGGUCUUCUACACCGCACUGGCCGUCGGAGAGUUUGCUACAGGACACGUCUCAUUUAGAGUCUCCUGUCGUAUCUCCAUCACCAGAACUCAGACCCUCGCUGUCCGAGGACCCGGAACACUCUAUCCUCUCCAACGCAGGACUUAAACGAAAGAAAUACCGCUCCAGAGACUACGCUGUUAAUUUAGACGGUCAGAAACUAGAGGAUCCAAGUAAACCUGUGCGGUUAAAAGAACGCCGACUGACUUUCGACCCGGUCACUGGGCAGAUCAAACCUUUAGUCCAUAAAGAACAGACUCAUUCUGAGGAAACUACACUUUCAUUUUCAGAACCCUUAAAAACUGAAAGCACUGCCCCGCCGCCCCCCACAUUAGCCAGUACCCCCGCUCCCCCCGGCCAAGGUCCCAACCCGUUUCAACAGACUAACUGGAAGGAGCUGUCGACCAACGAGAUCAUCCAGUCGUACCUCCACCUCCAGAGCAACGUGCUGACUUCCUCUGGCGUGCAGGCCCCCGGAGCUCACUUCUUCAUGUCAGAGUUCUUAAAACGGGAGGAUAAGGACGUAGCGGAGCCGCGGCACACGCACGUGCUGGAGGUGAGCGCGCCGGUGCUGCAGCUGCCGGGGCUGACGCAGGAGAUAACGCAGGAGCACAUGGACCGCAUUCACACACAGCACUGGCCCGGAGUCAACGGCUGCAGAGACACGCAGGGCGCCUGGUACGACUGGACAGACUGCAUCUCGCUCGACCCUCACGGGGACGAGAGCAGACUCAACAUCCUGCCACCGAGGCCGCGCCCCGCGUCUGCUCAGACCGAGGCCGCGCCCCGCGUCUGCUCAGACCGAGGCCGCGCCCCGCGUCUGCUCAGACCGAGGCCGCGCCCCGCGUCUGCUCAGACCGAGGCCGCGCCCCGCGUCUGCUCAGACCGAGGCCGCGCCCCGCGUCUGCUCAGACCGGGGCCGCGCCCCGCGUCUGCUCAGACCGAGGCCGCGCCCCGCGUCUGCUCAGACCGAGGCCGCGCCCCGCGUCUGCUCAGACCGAGGCCGCGCCCCGCGUCUGCUCAGACCGGGGCCGCGCCCCGCGUCUGCUCAGACCGAGGCCGCGCCCCGCGUCUGCUCAGACCGAGGCCGCGCCCCACGUCUGCUCAGACCGAGGCCGCGCCCCACGUCUGCUCAGACCGAGGCCGCGCCCCACGUCUGCUCAGACCGGGGCCGCGCCCCACGUCUGCUCAGACCGGGGCCGCGCCCCACGUCUGCUCAGACCGGGGCCGCGCCCCACGUCUGCUCAGACCGAGGCCGCGCCCCACGUCUGCUCAGACCGAGGCCGCGCCCCACGUCUGCUCAGACCGAGGCCGCGCCCCACGUCUGCUCAGACCGAGGCCGCGCCCCACGUCUGCUCAGACCGAGGCCGCGCCCCACGUCUGCUCAGACCGAGGCCGCGCCCCACGUCUGCUCAGACCGAGGCCGCGCCCCACGUCUGCUCAGACCGAGGCCGCGCCCCACGUCUGCUCAGACCGAGGCCGCGCCCCACGUCUGCUCAGACCGAGGCCGCGCCCCACGUCUGCUCAGACCGACGCCUGUCCACUGUGA